Messenger RNA from Lacerta agilis (Sand lizard), 2233 nucleotides. RefSeq names its product NIMA related kinase 8 (gene NEK8). NCBI's taxonomy places the organism in Eukaryota, Metazoa, Chordata, Lepidosauria, Squamata, Lacertidae. Gene Ontology annotation, biological process: protein phosphorylation. The transcript has 15 exons. The record is from RefSeq and is a predicted model, not a curated record. Bases 71 to 2167 code for a protein of 698 amino acids. Gene Ontology annotation, molecular function: ATP binding; protein kinase activity.
CAUCCCGGAAGCGUCUCCAUGACGACGCGAGACCCUGUGGCCGCAUCCUGGCGGGGAAAGAAGAAGCGCGAUGGAGAAAUACGAGCGAAUCCGGGUGGUCGGGAGGGGGGCGUUCGGGAUCGUCCACCUCUGCCUUCGGAAAAUGGACCAGAAGCUGGUGAUCCUGAAGCAGAUCCCUGUGGAGCAAAUGACUAAGGACGAGCGGCUGGCCGCCCAGAACGAGUGCCAAGUGCUGAAGCUGCUCCACCACCCCCACGUCAUCGAAUACUACGAGAACUUCCUGGAGGACAAGGCGCUCAUGAUCUCCAUGGAGUAUGCGCCGGGUGGGACGUUGGCUGAGUUCAUCCACAAGCGGGGCAACUCCCUCCUGGAUGAGGAGACCAUCCUCCACUUCUUUGUCCAGAUCCUCCUGGCCCUCCACCACGUCCACGCCAAGCAGAUCCUCCACCGGGACCUCAAGACUCAGAACAUCCUCCUGGACAAGCACCACAUGAUCGUCAAGAUUGGGGACUUUGGCAUCUCCAAGAUCCUCAGUAGCAAGAGCAAAGCUUACACGGUGGUGGGCACCCCUUGCUACAUCUCCCCGGAGCUCUGUGAGGGCAAGCCUUACAACCAGAAGAGUGACAUCUGGGCUCUGGGCUGUGUGCUCUACGAGCUGGCCAGCCUGAAGAGGGCUUUUGAGGCCGCGAACCUGCCAGCCUUGGUCCUGAAGAUCAUGAGUGGGACUUUCGCCCCCAUCUCGGACCGCUACAGCCCCGAACUACGCCAGCUGAUCCUCGGCCUGCUCAACCUGGACCCCUCCAAGCGGCCCCAGCUGAACGAGAUCAUGGCGGAGGCCAUAUGCGCCCGGCCCCUCCUGAACCUCUACACCGACGUCGGCAGUGUCAGGAUGAGGAGGCCUGAGAAGCCGCUGGCCGCUGUGCCACCAGUGACCCACGGCAGGGUGGGAGUGGGAGCCGUCGGCCCUAGAGCCAGAGGCUCCAGAGCUGGCUCAGCGAGGCCAGGCAUCCCCCCUGCCCCAUCUUCCGUCUACACCUGGGGGGGCGGGAUCACCCUCCCUCUGCGCCUGCCCAUGCUGAACACCGAAGUGGUGCAGGUCUCCACCGGAAGGACCCAGAAGGCGGGCGUGACCAAAUCUGGGCGGUUGAUCCUGUGGGAGCCGCCCCCACUUGGCACGGCCGGGGGGCCCUCGCUCCCCGGGGCCACUGAGCAGCUGCAGCCCCAGUUUGUCUGCCGCUUCCUGGAGGGCCAGUCUGGGGUGACCAUCAAGCUCGUGGCCUGUGGGGACCUUUUCACCACCUGCCUGACAGACCGCGGGAUCGUCCUGACCUUUGGCAGCGGCAGCAGUGGGUGCCUGGGGCACGAGACCUUCACAGACGUCACCCAGCCCAAGAUCGUGGAGGCCCUGUUGGGCUAUGAGAUCACGCACGUGGCCUGCGGGGCGUCACACGUCCUGGCUGUUUCCAAUGAAGGGGAGGUCUUCGCGUGGGGCAGAGGGGACAACGGGCGCUUGGGGCUGGGGACCCAGGAGUCCCACAACUCCCCACAGCAGGUCUCCAUCCCCCCUGACCACGAGGCGCAGAAGGUUCUCUGCGGCAUUGACGCCUCCAUGAUUCUGACGGGGAGGAACCAGGUGCUGGCCUGUGGGAGCAACAGGUAUAACAAACUAGGCCUGGACAGGAUCUUGCCCCAGGGGGAGCCCCUCGCCACGGACCAGGUAGAGGAAGCCCUUGUCUUCAGUUGUGCCUGCUCAGCCCCCUUGAGUGAAGAGGCCAUUGUGUGGGCUGACAUUGGAACGGCUCACUCAGCAGUCGUCACGGCCACGGGCCAGUGCUACACUGUGGGCAGCAAUCAACAUGGACAGCUGGGCCCCAUCCCAUGUCGUGCCAGCCGCACCCCCUACCUGGUGGAGGGGCUUCAGGCUGUCCGAGUCACCAUGGUGGGCUGUGGUGACGCCUUCACCACCGUCGUGGGAGCAGAUGGCGAGGUGUACACCUGGGGGAAAAGUGCCAGGGGGCGCCUGGGGCGGAAGGAUGAAGAGCCUCGGAGUCCUCGUCCCGUGCAGCUGGGAGAGACUCACGCCAGCCUCGUGGCCUCUGUCUCCUGCUGCCACGGAAGCACCCUGCUGGCCGUGAAACCUGCGGCAGAGGAACCCAGUCCUCACUGAAGAGAAGCCAGAGGGCCCUGCCGCCCCCUCCUUUUGCAGGCCUUUCCCCCUCUGGCCCACAUGCAG